AUGUAUGUUGCACAACAGACGUCGAUCAACAACAACAAAAAACAAAAAUGUGGUGGUGGUGGUCAUCAAUCGAAUGGUGAUUCCGGUACAAAUGGUACAACAACAGCAACGACAAAAACAACAGGUGCAUCAGCAGCAGCGGCAGCAACAACAACAGAAACAUCAUCAACGGGAAAUGGUCAUCAACACCAACAGCAACAACAACAAUUUACCGAUGCAGAUUCAAAUAGCGGAAAUCCUAGUUCAAAAGCAUUUGUACCAUGUAAAGUUUGUGGUGAUAAAGCAUCGGGUUAUCAUUAUGGUGUAACUAGUUGUGAAGGAUGUAAAGGUUUCUUUCGUCGUUCAAUACAAAAACAGAUUGAAUAUCGUUGUUUACGUGAUGGUAAAUGUUUAAUAAUACGUUUAAAUCGUAAUCGUUGUCAAUAUUGUCGAUUUAAAAAAUGUUUAGCUGUUGGUAUGUCACGUGAUUCUGUUCGUUAUGGUCGGGUACCGAAAAAAUCCAAAGAAAAAGAACGUUUAGAUGAAAAUAAACGUGUUACACAAGCCGAAGCUGAUCAAUCAUCAAAUGGUGAUAAUGAAUCAAAAGAUUUAGCUUGUUAUGAAAUUGCAUUAACAAUAUCACAAGCACAUCAUGAUAAUUGCUCAUAUACAAAUGAAAAAAUUAAAGGAAUUAAUAAAAAACCAAUAUAUCUUCUAUCAACAAGUCAAUUAAAACAUGAAACAGAAACCUGUUCAUCACCGGAUAUUGGUUCAGUAUCGGAAAGUUUAGAAACACAAAAAAUUGAAUUAUGGGAACAUUUAGCAUUAUUAAUAACCCCGUGUAUACAACGUAUUGUUGAAUUUGCAAAACGUAUACCCGGUUUUUCUGAUCUAACACAAGAUGAUCAAUUAAUCCUAAUAAAAUUAGGAUUUUUUGAAGUUUGGUUAGUUCAUAUAUCAAAAACUAUUGAUUUUAUUGAAAAUACAUUAACAUUUGCUGAUGGUUCAUUUCUAAGUCGACGACAAUUAGAAUUAAUGUUUAAUCAUGAAUUUGUUGGUAAUCUAUUUCAUCUAAUGUCCGGAUUGAAUAGUUUAAAUUUGACGGAUGAAGAAGUGGCCCUAUUUUCAGCAAUCAUUAUUCUUCAAUCAGAUCGACCACAAAUUUAUGAUGUAAAAGCAAUCAAUAAAAUACAGGAAACAAUAAUUGCUGCAUUAAAAUUUCAAAUAAAUAAACAUAGAGAAAAUGAAGGUUCACAAACAACAUUCCAAAAAUUAAUAAUGAAAUUAAAUGAAUUACGUGCAAUUGGUUCAAGCCAUUCAUUACAUUUACAAUGGUUUCGUACAAAUUGGUCACGUUUAAAACUACCUCCAUUGUUUGCCGAAAUAUUUGAUAUACCAAAAAUGUCAUCAUUUUCUCAACAACAACAACAACAACAUCAUCAUUCGCAGCAAUUACAACCAAUAAAUACAACGACGACGACGACGUUAAAUAAUGAUGAUGAUAAUGAUACAAUAAUGAUAUCGAAUACAUCAUUAACACAUCAGCAGCAGCAGCCAAUAAUUACAUUGAAUAAUCAAAUAUCAUCACCACCAUCAUCAUCAUCAACAUCACAAAUACAGAUACAACCGGCAACUACAACACAAACAAUUAUUAAAACUGAACCAUUUGAACAACAACAACAACAACAACAGGUUCAAAUGAUUGGUACACCAUCAUCAUUAUCAUCGAAUAAUGUUGUUGUUGUUGUUGAUCAACAACAACAACAAACAACAUCCAUGAGAAUCAAAUUAGAAGAUUAAUGAUGAUAAUGAUGAUGAUGGUUGUUGUGAAUAACCCUUUUCCAAAACACAUUAUACACGCACUUUAUUAAUUAUUGUUAUUAUAUUAACACUUCACUUCCAAUUUCCGUUUUUUUUUCUCUCUCUCUCUUUUUUUGUUAUAUUUUUUCCAUAUAAAUAUUAUUAUCUAUGUAUGCAUGG
Messenger RNA from Dermatophagoides pteronyssinus (European house dust mite), 1959 nucleotides. RefSeq lists its product as uncharacterized. Gene Ontology annotation, biological process: regulation of DNA-templated transcription. The record is from RefSeq and is a predicted model, not a curated record. Gene Ontology annotation, molecular function: sequence-specific DNA binding; nuclear receptor activity; zinc ion binding. NCBI's taxonomy places the organism in Eukaryota, Metazoa, Arthropoda, Arachnida, Sarcoptiformes, Pyroglyphidae.